Messenger RNA from Daktulosphaira vitifoliae (grape phylloxera), 1345 nucleotides. RefSeq lists its product as uncharacterized. The coding region runs from base 224 to 1345 and encodes 373 amino acids. The transcript has 2 exons. The record is from RefSeq and is a predicted model, not a curated record. NCBI's taxonomy places the organism in Eukaryota, Metazoa, Arthropoda, Insecta, Hemiptera, Phylloxeridae.
AACACAAAAAAACAUGUUAAUAAAAAACAAAUCAUUGUUAAAAAUUAUUUAUUAUGUAAACUACUCUCUUUGUAAAUAUUAAAUAAUACUAAAGAUUAUAAUAAUAAUAAACUUAAUCUGUUGUUUCUUUGUUUUACAGAGAAACCAGUGGUUAUUAUUAUUAUUAGAUAAUAUUAUUGUUAAAGAUAAUAACCCCAUUAUAAAACAACAGAAUUUGUUUAUAAUGUCCAAAUUUCAAUUUGAAUUUAUGGUGGUUACUUCACCUAAAGAUCCUAAAACAAAUGUAAUAGCCUUAACCUCGAUUUGUACAGAGGAUGGUAAAAAAUAUAUAUUGCCAGAUGAAUUUAGAUACAUGGGAGAUCAUGUAGAAUUGAGAAAAACAAACAACUAUACAAAAUUAGUCAAUUCUUUAAAGAAAAGAAACCAAAUAAGAAAAGUGUGGAUUACGAUGACAAAGGAAUUAAAGGAGACAUACAUUGACGAAGAUGGAAAUUUACAGUUUAAAGACCAAUAUUUAGAAGAAAUAGAUGAAGAGAACACAAACUUAACACAAGAUCAUAAUCUAAAAGAAAUAUUAGAAAAACUCAUAGAAACGACAAAAUAUAAAGAUAAAGAAAAAAAUUUAAAACAAAUAUCAGAAAAACUUUUAAUAGAAAAAUUUUCAAGCAAAACUUCUAAUUCUACACAAUGGAUGGAAAGCUUUGAAAAAGAGUGCUCUAGAUUUGAAAUUGACAAAAAUGAAGAUAAAAUUGAAUUAUUAAAAUUAUUUUUGGAUAAACCAAGUUUAAAUUGGUACUCUUCUACACUCAUAAGACUAACAGUAAAUGCAGGUUGGUCAGAAUGGAAAAAUAGAUUUUUAGCAUGCUUCACAGAUAACGGAUGGAAUAAUGUUGUUUAUGCACUAUCAUUUAAAUAUCGAGAAGGUUCGUUAACUGAUUAUGCUAUGAAAAAAGAGAAACUUUUAAUAGACUUUAAUAAAAAUAUGGAUAUUAAAUCACUUAUAGCAUUGAUUGCAGUAGGACUACCAGAAUUUAUUCUGAACAAAAUUGAUAAGUCUGAAUUAAAAGAAACAACAGACUUAUUUAAUGAAUUGAGACAGCUCGAAUGUCUAGAGAAAAAAAUUUUUAAAAAAAAAUUUACAUUAGACUCUCAAGAAAAAAAGUAUGAAGAAAAGAAACCUUGUAAGAUAUGUGAAGACUUAGGUAAAGGUGUUAGAUACCACCCUAAUGAAAAAUGUUGGUUUAAAAAAAAUGAAGAAAGUAGAGAAAAAAACACUACAAUAAAAAAGGUAAAUAACAAUUCUAUACUAGAUGUAAAAAUCCAUGAUGAAACAAAAAACGAAUAA